This is a messenger RNA of Paramuricea clavata, 6705 nucleotides long. The record is from the annotation of a GenBank genome assembly. Lineage: Eukaryota; Metazoa; Cnidaria; Anthozoa; Malacalcyonacea; Plexauridae.
ACCGUUUUUGUGAUUGCAUCAUAAACAAAUCAACUGGAAAAUUUGUAAAAGAAACGCAAAUAAUGCCGAAAAAAUAAACAAAUGAAUGAGAAAUAAUACAUCCCUGUAUGACAGAACAUCAGAGGAGUGCUUCUGAUGCCAGACGCAGUCUGCGUGAUUUAUUUCAACAUGUUAAAUAUGAGCAUUUAGUUGCUGGCGUAUCUGGAGGAGUGAGCGCCACACUUGCACUCCAUCCGUUAGAUGUCAUCAAAGUACGACUUCAAGGUAAAACCGGAUCGGUCAUGUUUUAAAUAGUAUUUGCAAUAAAAACGUGUUCAGUAAGCUGUAGUUAUAUGAAUAUAAAGUCAAUCACACUCAACUAUGAGUUUGUCACUUUGUCAGGUCCUCGGUCAGGUCUAUGAUAAAAUUGGCCUCACCACCUCGGAUUUGGCCCUCAUUUCAUUGUGAUUGGCUGAAUUAAGUCAAUGCAUCCUUCCGGCAAGUACAUCCCUUUGACUAUACAGCCUCGUUUUUGUGUACGAAAAACAAGGCUCUGUACCUAAGGUGGUCGACAUACACGAUACAUUUUGGAAGCAUGUAUUGAUUCGGCAAAACAGACUAUCAUGUCCAGACUGCAGAGUACGUCCGUUUUUGCCGAGAUCUUGGUGGCGGAAAGCUGAAAAAUCUCGGGGUAGGGGCGCAAAAAUGUCCCAGGGGCAGCCAGCCUCCCAAACGGCAGUCAUUGCUGAAACAAAAAGAAAAUGGCUUUAGGCAACCUUUUGGCAUUGAAGACUAUAUUCUAGAACUGUAUAUUGUGUAAAUAUACGCAGGAAAAUAUACAUGCUUCUUUAAGGAUUCCUAGUACAAGAAUGUUACCCAUAUUGAUGGGCGAAUAUAGUGCAUGGAAAAUUGUUGCAUAAUAUAUUCCGGGGGCGCUAAAAUUUGUGACGUAAAAAAUCUCGGGGGUGCAAUUGCCCUACUCUGCAGUCUGGUAUCAUGUUACUUUGUCCCUUCGUUGGACCAAUGCUCUACCAGUUAAGCUACAACUUGGGCUCAGUAGGUAAAGCGUUGGACUACCUCAUAUCCAAUAAAAGCUUGUGGGGAUUGAUUGUUUCCCACUAUGGUCAUUCAAGCAUUAUCUAAGCCAGACUUCAUUCUUUGCAAUGUGCCCAUUGAGGCGGCCGGGAUACAACAGAUGUUAUUGAAACAACAUUGACGACCACACCUACCUAAUUGACAACCACACAUACCUAAUUUUUGCAUGCUUACAAUUCCAAUCUUAAACAGCCAAAAUAUGAAUCUGGUUUGUAGUCACAAUCACUAUUAUAAUAAAAAUUUAAAUCGCUUAAUCACACACUUAGGUGACAUCUGUAAUAAUAUAGUUGGAAAUUUUUUUACUGUUUAAUUAAACAAAGGAAUGUAAUUUCCAUGUCAUGAUGUUAUGAGUGCUAUUGGGUCAUUCCAGAAAACAGCCACACCUCAAUCCUCAAAUCAUUUUUGUUAGCAAUGUGCACAUAAAUGCAUGAACAUUAUGAUUGUGAUGCUACCAUUGCCUGUUUUGGUAUACAUGUAUGCAAUUUGUUUCAAUAACUUAUCCAUAUAGCACAUGACGGAGCUAAUGCAGACCCUCAUAAAUCUUACAAUGGAUUACGUCAUGCAUUUAAAAGUAUUGUGAGUGAGAGUGGAUGGAAGGGGUUGUAUCAGGUAGGAUUAGCCUGUGAUGAUAUUACACAUUGGAUAUCCAGUCUUUGACUUGUACUGUUGCGGGGGAGAAAUCGAGUACUGGCAGUCAAUGGGUUUGUCAGACUAGCUAGCUAUCUGGCCAUCAGCAGUGUCUGCUGUACGGUACUUAACACAUUUAGUUGCAUUGUGUUUUACUCAUGCAGUGGCAUUGCCAGCCCGACAAUUUAGUCCCACUAUGCAAAUUCAAAAUUAUUAUUAUCAUUAUUGAUUUUUUUCACAGUCAAUGAACACAAAAAUAUUUGCAUAGCGGGACUAAAUCAUCGGGCUGGCUAUGCUACUGGUCUUACUUUGUUAUUUCAGUCUGCCUAAUGCCAGAUGAUUUUACUCGUCAAGGGGAGAGUGCUGGCACUCGAUUGGUUAAAUUUCUGUUUUUUCUACAGGGAGCAGUACCGAACAUCUGGGGAGCUGGUCUCGCCUGGGGACUGUAUUUCUUUGGGUUUGUACACAAAGCUGGAUCAAAGAUAUUGCAUGUGCAGUGCAGUAUACUAGUACUUGAUUUGUUGCCAAUUGGUUUUCAUACCAAAUAACACAAAUUGUAAUACAGUAACUGACUAAAAUGUGCUUGCAGACUGGGCAAUAGACCUUUCCCCUUAUGAGUGAAAUUUUGAUCUGGACAAGUCGGGUCAAAAAUUUCAUCAGUAAUAUUCCAAAGUUUAGUAAUAUUCCAAAGUUUUGUUGCGAAAUGUUGUAAAAUGCGGAUAAUAUAGCCUUGCGAAGUUUGCCGUUUUUCAGUCAUUUUGCAUUACAAAUGGGAAAUUGAUAAUCAGAUGAUCAAACUGAUUAUCAAUUUCUCAUUAUUUUGUAAUACAAAAUGACUGAAAAACGGCAAACUUUGCAGGGCUAUAUUAUCCGCAUUUUACAACUUUUCGCAACGAAACGUCGGAAUAUUACUAAUUUUGUGAUGCUCUUUCAAGCUGUGAUGAAAUUUUUGUCCAGGCUUGUCUAGAUCAAAAUUUUACUCAUAAGAGGAAAGGUCUAUUGCAGUCUGUGACACCUUGCAUGCCAAGUUUAACACUGCCGUAAAUCUUAGGAUCUACAUAUAGCCAAAAAUGCCCAAAAUGGCAUACUUUCUAGAAGGGUCUUAUGCAUUGGCAGCAUUGCAUGUAAAAUUUUAUAUAAUUCAUUUCAUUAACUACAUUUUAAUAUCAAUUUUAGUUUCAAUAUUUUAAAAGAUUAUAUAAAAGGUGAUAAAAGGACCACAUUGUCAGCAAAAGAAUACUUGACUGUGGGGAUGUUAACAGGUUAAACAUCUCAUUUUGGUUGCAUUUUCACAAUAAAAUGUGUAGUAGAAAAUUUCUGAGGUUGUCAUAAUAUUAGUUUGUACUUCCAAGGUAUUGGUACUCUGACUGUAACAAAUCCAAUCUGGGUGUCAAAGACAAGAUUGAUUGUCCAAACCGAGUCUUCGAAUCUCGCUGUGAAAUCCACGCAAUAUAAUGGAAUGUUGGGUAAGGAAUUGCUUACACACUGCAGAGAGAAUUACGGCGUUCGAAAACGAUCUACAACAAACAACAGUAACAACAAAACAGCAGCAACAACAUCAACAGUGUUGCCUUUUUUUGUAAUACAAAAUACGAAACGGUAACUAAACUAAACUAAAAAAAAUGUUCCUUUUCGAAGUUACUGUUGUUUUGUAUUUUUUUUAAAAUUACUCAGUGAUUAAUUGUUGCUUUCUUGUACUUUGUACAUAGACACGCUUUAUAAGACAUGGAAGCAAGAGGGUUUGAAAGGCUUGUAUAAGGUAAUCUUAUAGAUAUUUUUCAUAUAGCAUUGUGUGAACACUAAAUUAACAACGUGUAUCAAUUACAGGGCUAUCUCCCAGGAUUAUUUGGCGUAUCCCAUGGUGCUUUGCAGUUUAUGGCGUACGAAGAAUUGAAGAAAUUACGUAGUUCGUAUUUUGGGACGCCUAUUGAUAAGAAAUUGGUAGGGCAUCGGAGUCUUGGUUGAUUUUAACGAUUAAGUAGUUUCGUAUUAUUCUGACGCUGAAGAGUGCAGAGUACAAAAGUCGUUUUCUCGAACUCGCAUAAUGCACCGUUCUACCCAUCGAGUAACCGAGUCAACGGGUAGAAGUGGAAAAAGUAUGCCUUGGAGUAGAAGUGGAAAAAGUAUCGGAACCCGAGAACCUAGUUUUUUAGGAUCUACGUUUUUGCAGAAAUUCUCACACAAAUAUUUAUAUUUGAUAGCUAAUUCUGAAAAUUAGACUGAUUGAAUAUCUAAAUUACUAAACACCUGAUAACUGAAAUGAUUCAAUACCUAAAUUACAGUGGAACAGUUUCAUCAAAAAAUUAAAUAUUCAUAUAGUUGCAAUAAAAAACUCGAUUUUAAUCCUGUAAGACUGAGAUUACUUUAGCAUUUAUCUUGUAUGCCUUAGGGGCGGACCAUUAGAAAAGUGAUGGUGGUGGACUUUUUCAACUUGUACGAAUAGUUUUUUUAGUUUUUUUUUGCUUGUGUCGAUAAUUUUUUUAAAUGUAACCCUUGCACGAAUUUGUUUUUUAUUUCAACUUAUAAUUUUCCAUAUUGAAAAGUCUCUGCACGAAUUUUUUUUCAAACUUUUUUGGUGCACGAAUUUUUUUUUCUUUCUGUUUCCCCUGCUCGAUUUUUAUUUUUGCUCCCCCCAUCACUUUUCUAAUGGUCCCCUUUUGGUCACUUUUCUAAUGGGUCCCCUUUUGGUCACUUUUCUAAUGGUCCCCUUUUUCUAAUGGUCUUAAAGACACAUUGCUUCACGCGACAACACCAUAAUAAAACAUUAUAAUUGUGUUAUUUUUCCCUAUUUAUAGCAAUCUUUUGCAGAAGAUUUUGAGCCCUAAACCCAGUGAAACACGCAAUUUGAUUGGUCAAUAGCCGUGCAUGAUCAGGCAAUCCUGCACGAGGAAUUAAAAUGCCUUCGCGGGAUUCUCAAAAUGUUAUUGUUUCAUAUGGUUUUCCAAGCAGGAUAGCGUGGUCCAUGCACUUGGGAUGUUGCUCGACUUUCGGAAAGCGUAAAAAUACACUCGCCUGCGGCUAGAGUAUUUUUACGCUUUCCGAAAGUCUCGCGACAUCCCUCGUGCAUGGAUCACGCAAUCCUGCACGGAAAACCAUUCGGUAUUCCUUUAUUCCACCCCCGCCUUGGAGGCCGCGCAGUGUUUCGAUCCUAUUUCAGAACCUUGAAAAACUAGUUUCAUGUUAUUCUUAAUAUUUCUGAGGAGAUCCAUUAUUCAUCUGUUGUGUUUUCUAGAGCUCUGUUGAAUAUAUAAUAAUGGCAGCGCUGUCUAAGAUAUUUGCAAGCGGAACUACGUAUCCAUAUCAAGUUGUACGCACACGACUUCAGGUGAGCAUGCGCGUUUUGGAAGGUAGAAACCUUUUUAUAAUAUAGCAUUUGUAAAUUCUGAACGCUGAUUGGCUAAAAGCCGUCUUGACAUAACUCGACUGGUUUUACUCGUGGAAAUUGUGAAAACUCUAAACACAUAAUUUCUCGUUUUCCCAAUUUUCACUCGUGUUGAUAUAACUGUACAGUAUAUCAACACAGGAAAUGUUUUAUAUUUGUUAGAUAUCAUUUGAUGAAAUGAAAACGUCAUUAUUUGAUAAUUUUCGAAUGUUUUUUUAGUGCAAAAUGAAAUAAUCAUUUUCAAUUCUUAUUAAAUUUUAUCGUUAACAAAUUAUAAAAGCAAAAAAUUCACUCUACAAUUAUUAUAUUAAUUCUGGGACUUAUUUUUCUUAGGACCAAUAUAAUAUUGGACGGUAUAACGGAGCAAUCGAUGUUGUUAAGAAAACGUGGAGGUUCGUUUCGAUAAACACAAUCAUGUGAUGUUCUCCAAAAUGAGACAAGUAGAAAUUGACUAUCAGGCUUGAACUACCUACCGUUCAAAGGGUUUCAGAAAUUAUUGGGGACAGUUCCCCGCCCCCCCCCCCCCUCCCUAGUAUCCGCCAAUGGGUGGGGCAAUGGGGUCAUGGGACCCAAACUCACAGAGAUAGAGAGAGCCAAAAUUUACCAGGAAUCGUUUUUGCCAGCACUUAACAUUCCAGCUGUUGUAAAUUAAUGAUAUGCUUACGGGCCAAAAGCAUCUUCUUGGACAGUGCUCGAUGGUUAGUUGAAGUUGGCCAUUGAACUGAAAAAGACCUGAUAUAUUAUUAAUGCGUGAAUGUUAAUUUAUAGGUUCGAAGGACCGCUUGGGUUUUACAAAGGCCUGUUCCCCAAUCUUCUCAGGUUUGUUACUCAUAUAUGUCUUGAAAUGUAAUUGUGUUAAUCAGCCUUUUGAAUGAUGGUUUUUAAGGCGCAUUACAACCCCUUCAAUUGAAAAAAACUAGCUAGGAAAAACAAUUAAGCAUAAUUUAAGAUGAGUGAAAUCAGUGAACUGAAUGUUUUCAACAAUAAAAAGGUUUAAAAAUGUUAAAAAUAUUGAGAUCACCAUCUUGAAUUAUGCUUAAUUCAUUUACCUAGUUAGUUUUUUUCAAUCAUAGGGGUUGUAAUGCGCCUUAAAAACCAUCAUUCAAAAGGCUGAAAUGUGCCUUUAAACAUUGCAUCAACUGUGUUUGUGUUUGCCUUAGUUAAAACUCUAUUGUCUUAUUUGCUUGUUUUUCUCAUAGAGUGACGCCUGCUUGCUGCAUAACGUUCGUCGUUUACGAAAACGUCCUUAGCUUUCUUCAAAAUAAAAAUAAAUAGAAUAAAUUAACUGUAUAACCAGAAGUGGCAAAGGAUUGCUUACAUGAAGGGUUAGCCCCCUGAGCUUUUAUUUAUAACUGGAGCGAGAACCUCAGAUUUGGCUUCAAGAAAAAGAUAAGCAGUUUUAUAUCCAGUUACAUUCAUUUCACUGACUGAACUGGAUGCAAUUAUAAAAACUUUCAGAUGUACAAAAUUAAUCCUAUUCAAUAUUUAAUCCCUUCUUUGUCAUAUGCUGUACAAUUCACUGUCAUUCUGACACAAUAUAAAGUUAUUUGAAAACUCUUAUCUCGAUUCUUAUUGGCUUACUCCUAUAAUCCUUUUUAAUCCCACAUAAAUUUUAUAAAACC